UUCCUGAAUAAAUUCGCCGAUACAAUGCAGUCAUAUUUUGGCAAACUCAAUGAGGAGAACGUCAAAAACAACUUCGUGUUGAUCUAUGAGCUGUUGGACGGCUUAGUCCUGAGCUCUCUCAGUGAUACAGCACCAAUACUGCCAGGUCUUAGUAAGAGAGUCAGACGAGCACGCGAAGACGAAAUUGUGGAUUUCGGUUACCCGCAGAACACGGAUCCAGGGGUUCUUAAAACGUUCAUCACUCAACAAGGUGUGCGCACUGCGGAAACCAAUGUACCAGUG
Ostertagia ostertagi is the source of this 282-nucleotide messenger RNA. The record is from the annotation of a GenBank genome assembly. Lineage: Eukaryota; Metazoa; Nematoda; Chromadorea; Rhabditida; Trichostrongylidae.